Messenger RNA from Ogataea haglerorum, 1497 nucleotides. RefSeq lists its product as uncharacterized. The record is from RefSeq and is a predicted model, not a curated record. Bases 1 to 1497 code for a protein of 498 amino acids. The transcript has a single exon. Lineage: Eukaryota; Fungi; Ascomycota; Pichiomycetes; Pichiales; Pichiaceae. Gene Ontology annotation, cellular component: fungal-type cell wall; cytoplasm. Gene Ontology annotation, biological process: fungal-type cell wall (1->3)-beta-D-glucan biosynthetic process.
AUGUUGGGAUACAAGUCUUUGUUGAGCAUUCUUUGCUCGCUUUCUGUCACUAAUGCGCUGAUUCCAAUCGAAAUCAUUGGAAACCGUUUCAUCAAGCCAGCCGUGGAUGCAAGCGAUGCCGGCGAGGUUUUCUUCGUCACCGGUGUCGACUACCAGCCAGGUGGAUCGUCAGAUUACCAGGAUUCUAACCCUACAGACGUUCUUUCCGACCCAGAAGCCUGCUACAGAGACGCUUACGUCUUGCAGAAUCUCGGCUCAAAAGUCAACGUUAUCAGAGUUUACACCGUGAACCCAGAACUCAACCACGACGAGUGCAUGUCCAUCUUCAACUCUGCGGGCAUAUACGUCAUGAUCGACGUCAACUCGCCGCUCUCGGGCGAGUCGCUCAACAGAUACAACCCAAGCAAUUCGUACACUUACUCUUACAUGGAGAGAGUGUUCAAGAUGGUCGAUGCUUUUAAGAACUACCCUAACCUGCUCGGAUUUUUCAGCGGCAAUGAGGUCAUCAACGAUGCGAAGUCCGCUGGAGUCGAUCCAAAGUAUCUACGUGCCGUUCAGAGAGACAUCAAGCAGUACAUUGAAAACAACGCCAAUAGAACCAUCCCUGUUGGUUACUCUGCCGCUGACGUUCUGGACGACGGACUCAGAGACGCCACUUUGGAGUACAUGCUUUGCUCUAUUGACGGCGACGAGGACGAUCUCUCGAAAUCCGACUUCUUUGGUAUCAACUCAUACGAAUGGUGUUCUGGCGUAUCAGACUGGGCUUCUUCUGGCUACGGCGAGCUUAACAAAACCCUUUCAAAUUCUACCAUCCCAGUGUUUUUCUCUGAAUACGGCUGUAUCACCAAGACACCAAGAACUUUCGACGAGGUGAGCGAGGGUGUUUAUGGCGGAUUGGUCAACACUUUGAGUGGUGGUCUGAUCUAUGAGUAUUCCACAGAAGCUAACGACUAUGGCCUGGUGAAGAUUGCAAGUAACGGCUCUGUCACCAUCAAGCAAGACUUCGACAACCUCAAAUCGCAGCUUGAGAACUCGUCUAUUCCAACAAUCUACUCUGACGAGGUGUCCAAAGCGAGAAUCGUUACCUGUGACAAGGCUUAUUUGGAGUCGCUCUCCUCAGUCUUUGAUGCCGACUUUGACCUGCCUGAUGCCCCAGACGGAGUUGAGGAUAUGAUCCACUUUGGUGCAAACAACUCCAAUGUUGGUAAGAUCGUGGAGAUUGACAUUAGAGCCUCUAAUUACACCAUCUUCGACACCGAUGGCACGGAGAUCACUUCUGCAGUUAUUUCUGUGGCCUCCACAAACACCAUUAAUAGCCAGACCGGCACGUCUGCGUCUGGUAGUGCUCACCAUCCUUCCACAACCUCGUCUUCGUCCUCGUCGUCGGCCGCUUCAGUUGCUCCAACAUCUUCGUCCUCCAAAGCGCAGGGUAACCACAAUGCCCAAUGUGCGGGUCUGCUUUCGGGCCUGACCGUUGCCCUUUUGGCCUUAAUGUAG